Molecule: messenger RNA, 2099 nt
Organism: Prosopis cineraria
Lineage: Eukaryota; Viridiplantae; Streptophyta; Magnoliopsida; Fabales; Fabaceae
Product: phospho-2-dehydro-3-deoxyheptonate aldolase 1, chloroplastic-like
Exons: 5
Coding region: 178-1794 (538 amino acids)
Biological process (GO): aromatic amino acid biosynthetic process
Molecular function (GO): 3-deoxy-7-phosphoheptulonate synthase activity
Source: RefSeq, a predicted model, not a curated record
CUGCGCCUAGUCGUCUCUGGCCGACAUCAGACGCGCAACGAAACCGGGCCCUUCAGGCCAGAACCCUUCUUAUAAAAUCCUUGCCUUUCCAUUCUCGUUCCUUUCCAGGUACCUCCCGCACCUCUCCUUUUGCAGAUCCUGUCAGGGGUUACCACUGUUGCGUCAACUACAACCACGAUGGCGGUUGCCACCACCAACUCUCUCAUUCCCAACAAAUCCUUUCUUCCUUCUCAUUCCCCUCUUCCCUCCAUUAAACUCAACCUGCCUUCCCUCCCCAAUAAGCCCAGGUUUUCGCCUUCUAUUGUAGCCGUUCACGCGGCCGAGCCCGCCAAGAAUCCCGUUGUCUCCGACAAGCCGCAGGCGACAUCCGGCACAUCUGUGUCUUCAUCUGCAACGACCACUGCACCCCCUAAUGUGGGUAGGGGAAAAUGGAGCCCGGACAGUUGGAAAUCUAAGAAGGCUCUUCAGCUGCCUGAAUACCCGAAUAAAGAGGAGCUGGAAUCGGUGCUUCGGACUAUCGAAGCGUUCCCUCCUAUCGUGUUUGCUGGAGAGGCCAGGAGCCUGGAGGAACGACUCGCUGAGGCUGCCAUGGGAAAUGCUUUUCUUCUGCAGGGUGGAGAUUGUGCCGAGAGCUUCAAGGAAUUCAAUGCCAAUAAUAUUCGUGACACCUUCAGAAUUCUUCUUCAGAUGAGCGUUGUCACGAUGUUCGGAGGCCAAAUGCCCGUCAUUAAGGUGGGAAGGAUGGCGGGACAGUUUGCAAAACCCAGAUCGGAUCCGUUCGAGGAGAAAAACGGCGUGAAGCUUCCGAGUUACCGAGGGGAUAACGUAAACGGAGAUUCUUUUGAUGAAAAGUCGAGAAUCCCGGAUCCACAAAGGAUGAUAAGAGCGUACUGUCAAUCGGCAGCCACCCUGAACCUUCUUAGAGCUUUUGCAACCGGAGGGUAUGCUGCGAUGCAAAGGGUCACUCAGUGGAAUUUGGACUUCACAGAGCAUAGCGAGCAGGGAGACAGGUACCGAGAGCUUGCUCACCGAGUUGAUGAGGCUCUUGGAUUCAUGGCUGCAGCUGGGCUGACUGUGGACCAUCCUAUAAUGAAAACAACCGAAUUCUGGACUUCUCAUGAAUGCUUGUUAUUGCCAUAUGAACAAGCACUCACUAGGUUGGAUUCCACUUCCGGAUUCUACUACGACUGCUCCGCCCAUAUGCUUUGGGUUGGGGAACGGACCAGGCAGUUGGAUGGUGCCCAUGUUGAGUUUCUAAGAGGAGUUGCUAAUCCUCUGGGGAUUAAGGUAAGUGAUAAGAUGGAUCCAAAUGAGCUUGUUAAACUCAUUGAGAUUUUGAAUCCCCAAAAUAAAGCAGGAAGAAUAACUGUGAUCACGAGGAUGGGAGCUGAAAAUAUGAGAGUGAAGCUUCCACACCUAAUCAGGGCAGUUCGCAGAGCUGGGCAAAUUGUCACAUGGAUCACCGAUCCAAUGCAUGGGAACACCAUUAAGGCUCCUUGUGGUCUAAAAACCCGCCCCUUUGAUGCCAUCAGGGCGGAGGUGAGAGCAUUCUUUGAUGUGCACGAACAAGAAGGAAGCCACGCAGGAGGAGUUCAUCUAGAGAUGACUGGUCAGAAUGUGACGGAGUGCAUUGGUGGGUCGAGGACGGUCACCUUUGACGACCUCAAUUCCCGUUAUCACACACACUGCGACCCUAGGCUGAAUGCUUCUCAGUCUCUUGAGCUUGCCUUCAUCAUCGCCGAACGGCUUAGAAAAAGCAGGAUGAGAUCGCAGAAGCCUAUUGGUUCCCAGUAGGGUUGUUUGCCUCUGUUCUUUUUCCUUCCGUCAUAUUUAAUUCAAUUCAAUGACGCUUGUAACAAGUAUUGUUGAGGGACAGGGACAUGUAACCUCCUGGCUAAUUAGCUUCGGUUGUGUUUUGUAUUUAUGUGUAUACUGCGAGUAAUGCGCGAGCCGCCCUAUGAAGACAGCACUCCUCUGUUCUGUCUAUUAUCCGUGGGUUGCUUGAGACAUUUUACUGGUUUUGGAUACUCGAGUUGGGAAGAAUUCCCAGUUGCAAGAACAACAGGUUCUGAAAUGUGAUAUGCACCAUCAACUCAGAA